Raphanus sativus (radish) is the source of this 1001-nucleotide messenger RNA. Its product is annotated as protein LURP-one-related 7. The transcript has 3 exons. The coding region runs from base 103 to 669 and encodes 188 amino acids. The record is from RefSeq and is a predicted model, not a curated record. NCBI's taxonomy places the organism in Eukaryota, Viridiplantae, Streptophyta, Magnoliopsida, Brassicales, Brassicaceae.
AAACAAUUUAGCGUUGAAGACACGCAGCCUUUUACUCGGUCGUCUUCGUCCUCUUUGUACCCCUUCCGCUUCUGACUCUUUUAGAAUUAGAGACUUAUGUAAAUGGCGGAGGACGAUUUAGAAACUCCCUAUCAUCCCGACCCGGAGCGUAUACCAGUCGAUCUCUUCGCCUCCAAAAAGCUUCCCGGUCUCCUCUCUCCCGGAGAUCUAGGCUUUGCCGAUUCCUCCGAUCACCUCCUCUUCGUCCUCUGCAAAUCUUCUUCCUCCCUCAAAUUCCUCCUUGAUUCCUCCGGAGUUCCCCUUUUCUCCAUCUCCCGUCUCCACAAUGGAAUGUGGGAAAUACACAAAGGAGAUGUCGGAAAGAGUAAGGAGUUAGUCCUAACGGUUAAGCGGACAUCCAACAAAUUCAGCAAGACAGAGUUAGAUGUCUCUUUUGCAGGAGAAUCUUCGUCGCCGCAGCAGGAGAAUCUUGUCAUCAAAGGUUGCCCCUUUCAGAAAUCAUGUACCAUUUACAGUCAAGACUCCAUCGUUGCACAGACGAGUUUGAUGUACAAGCUGAGGCAGAUUUACGUAGGGAGAAGCAAGUUCCGGCUAACUAUAUUUCCAGGAUCCAUUGAUCGUUCUCUAGUUGUCGCUAUGGUCGCUGUGUUUCUUCAAGGCAGAAAUUGAGUUCAAAUAAAUCUUCAAACUUGGCUUCUCAUUGUAAAGGGAAAAUGUGACAAAAAGGCAUUGAUCUUAUUAAGUGGUACAUUGCAUUCUCAAUGCCUUUUGAUUCAAUCGGCUCUGAAGUGAAAAUGUGAAUACGAGGAGCUUUGCACUUUAUCGAUUCUAUUGUCAGCCCUUUGACAUUUUAGUUUCUUCUUUCUCCUUUGAAACAUAUAUGACUAGAAAUUCUGGUAACAGGGGUGGAUAUAAGAAAACUUUUAGUCGUGUGUAUGAUUACGAGAUUUGAUUUGUCUACGAAUAUUUUCAUAGGUUUUGAGUUAAGUACCUGAUUCUGA